Molecule: messenger RNA, 1361 nt
Organism: Tyto alba (common barn owl)
Lineage: Eukaryota; Metazoa; Chordata; Aves; Strigiformes; Tytonidae
Product: histone H2A type 2-C
Exons: 1
Coding region: 63-452 (129 amino acids)
Cellular component (GO): nucleosome
Molecular function (GO): DNA binding; protein heterodimerization activity; structural constituent of chromatin
Source: RefSeq, a predicted model, not a curated record
AGCUGCGGGAGUUGGGCGGCGAGCGCGGGUGAGGUAGAGGCGCAUCGAGGGAGCGAGCGAGGAUGUCCGGCCGCGGGAAGCAGGGCGGGAAGGCGCGUGCCAAGGCGAAGUCGCGCUCGUCGCGGGCCGGGCUGCAGUUCCCCGUGGGCCGCGUCCACCGGCUGCUUCGGAAAGGGAACUACGCGGAGCGGGUGGGCGCCGGCGCGCCGGUGUACCUGGCGGCCGUGCUGGAGUACCUGACGGCCGAGAUCCUGGAGCUGGCGGGCAACGCGGCCCGCGACAACAAGAAGACGCGCAUCAUCCCCCGGCACCUGCAGCUGGCCAUCCGCAACGACGAGGAGCUCAACAAGCUGCUGGGCAAGGUGACCAUCGCGCAGGGCGGGGUGCUGCCCAACAUCCAGGCCGUGCUGCUGCCCAAGAAGACGGAGAGCCACAAAGCCAAGAGCAAGUAGACCGCGCCCGGGGAAGCGUCCCGAGCCCAGAAGCGAAACCCAAAGGCUCUUUUCAGAGCCACCCACGGCCCCGAGAAGGAGCUGGAGCCGCUUCCGAGCGGGUGGACGGGCGGCAGGGGAGGGAGCGGGGCGCGCGCGUUUCCGAAGGGAGCGCUGGCUCUCCAGUGGCACGAGUGUGCGGGAGUUUUGGGGGUGGGUGUUUCUCCCGCCCUGCGGCCGCACCCGGCGCGGUUACGCCCCAGAGCCCGGGCGCGGCGGGGAAGCCUGCGCGUCGCUCAUGGGCCCCUCACCUCCGCCGUGCCCGGCGGCUGGAAAAUCGCGCCGCUCUCCCGGUCGGGUAGCGCUCGGCGCCGGGGCUGUGCUGCGGCGAGUGCCCGGCUUUUCGAGACAUCGAGGGCGCUUAACGCGCUCGCCGCCGGUCACGGAUCCCCGCCCACGGAGGCCGCCGCCCCCCGCCCCAGCGCAGAGGCCCCUUCCACGCCCCGCUGGCCCCAGCGAACCCGGUGCAGCGCCCGCAGCUUCCCCCUUCGGGCGCGAGGGAACGGAGGGUCCGCCGCCCCGCAGUCGGGAACGGGGCGAGACAGCCACGGUUCGCCCUUUCCUUUUACUACUGGGUCAGGGCGGCCGGUCCCUUGGCCCGUGUUUUGCCCAAGGCGAGUCGCUGAAGGGGCACGAGGCCCCUCCCGUUCGCGCCCCGGCAGGUUCCGGGGCUGCCCGGGAGCGCUAAGCGCCUCGGGGAGAGAGGCACGAACGGGCGGGCGCGCCGCUCGCUUUGAGGGGCGGAGCGGACCAGGCGGCUGCUCCGAAAGCAGUUGCCGGCAAGGGGAGAGGCGGCAAAAGGGCUCGGCAAGGAGGACGAUGCGGCUGCAGGGGGCCAGAGGGGGACUCGGAGCCGAACCGCAAGCGGCC